UUCUCAAAGCUAAACAUCUCCAGCUCCCUAAGUCGUUCCUCAUAGGACAUGGUUUCCAGACCCUUGAGACCUAAGAGCAAUAUUAGGACAGGAGAACAUUCCUAUGGGUUCUGUAUGGAAUGAUAUGGGAGGAGGUCAGUGGGAUGCAGUGAUGCAAGGAGUUACUGCACCAGGUGACGCCAACCCUAAUGAUGCCACUGACUAUCUUGAAGUCAAUGAAAAUGCUGCCAUGAAAUGUGUGUGAACACUUCAAAUACAUUUGCCAAUCUAUGCAUGUAAUUUUGUAAAGUAAAGAUUGAAGUGCCCACAUUUAUUGAAAGAGAAGUGAAGCUGGCUACGCUAUUUUCCCUUCCCAAGUGUAUGACGAAGUUUAUAAAUAGCAAACCUCCUGCUGGAUUGCAGCAGGGGGAAGUAUCGCUGGGAAGCUCCCUUUUCAGAAGAGGAACCACGUUUGGAGCAGCUACUUUUGCCUUCCUCUCCCUGAUCGCAUAGUUUGCAAACGUAUGAGAGCAAGUUGGGCCUUAUGUGUGUCAUAGGCCAGAGCUGCAGCAUGGGAAAGCAUCUGAGCAUCUCUGGCUGCAUCUGCACUGCAGAAAUAAUCCAAUUUGACACUGGUUUGAGCCUUCUCCUUGCUGGCUCCCAUACUCUGGAAUUCCCUCCCAAGUGAGGCUUUUUAACUUCUGUAUCAUGUUCAAAGAGAUCCAGCAUGGUGUAGUGGUUUGAGCGUUUGUCUACACCUCUGGAGACUUGGGUUCGAAUUCCCAGUUGGACAUAUAAACUUACGGGGUUUACAAGUCACACACUCUCAGCUUCAGAGGAUGGCCAUGGCAAGCCCCCGCUGAAGAAAUGUGCCACAAUAGGGUUGCCAUAAGACUUGAAGGAAUGUAACAACGAUGAAUCUUUUUGAAAAAUAUUUGUUUUUAAAUGAGAUGAUUUUAACUGUUUUUAAAAAUUGAAUUUUUAUCAUUUCCUCUGAGCUGCCUUGGGUCCCAUUCUGGAAGAAAGGAGGCAUAUAAAAUACAUAAUAAGAAAUAGCUGGAGGAGGCUGGCCACAGCCCUGCACUUGUUUGAAACAGAAGCAAUUUGCCCAACUCAAUGCAGGUGUUACCGGUUCACCUGUUUCUGAGGAGCUGUGGGUGCGCAUGUGUACAUGAGAGAAGCUGGCAGGGCCAUAAAGUUCAUGCUCUGAAACAUUGCAAGUGCAUCUUGGCACGGAGCCCGAUCGGAGUGCUGCCGCUGCUUCCUGCCGCAUGCAAACACGAGGUUGCAUAAAAAGACUUCCACAUUUGAGCAAGUGCUGGUUCCGGUGUAUGUGUGCCUAUGUGUCACCCGCAGGGAGGAAGUUGAUAAGUGUGGAGCGGAGAGGAACGCCUAAAAACCAAGAAACAAGCGUCCCGGUGGGAACAAGCUGAUCGUCUGGUCCAAGAUCUUUGGGUCAAAACUCCAAGGCAAAAGGGCUCGCCAUGGCUGGUCUGAAAACAGCCAGCGGGGAAUACAUCGAUGACUCCUGGGAGCUCAAUAUUUUUGUGGAAGACCUGGGACCUGGUGCUGAUCCGAUCACCCUCCGGGUCUCCGGCACCAUGCAUAUUGGAGGCAUCAUGCUACAGAUUGUGGACAAGUUAAAACUUCAGAGGGAUUGGUCAGACCACGCGCUGUGGUGGGAACAGAAGAAACUUUGGCUGCUGAAGACAAGCUGGAGCCUGGAUAAAUACGGGAUUUUAGCAGAUGCCAAACUCCGGUACACUCCUCAACAUAAACCGGUGUUGCUUUCGCUGCCAAACCGCUGCAGUGUCCGUGUCCGGGCUAACUUUGCUCAACCUGUCUUCCGCACGGUUGCCGAUAUUUGCAAGGUCCUUGGUAUCCGCCAUUACGAAGAGCUGUCCUUGCUGCGUGCCCCAGAGGAGAAGGACAAGCGGAAGCAGAAGGAGAAGGAGGGAAACCGUACAGAGAGCUAUGACUUGACAGGAGUGCGUCUUCCAGCAAGUGCAGAGCAGCAGCUGUUCCGUGGGAUGCCCGCACACUUCUCAGACAGCGCCGACACGGAGGCCUGCUACCGGAUGUUGUCAGUGAGCCAGACUGGGCUCACCCCUGAGCAGAUCAUGCGAAUGCCUCGGCCAGGAUCCCUCAUCGAGAAGGCACAGAUCAAUAGCAGGUGGUUGGAUUCAUCGCGGACUUUGCUGCAGCAGGAAGUGAAAGAACAUGACUGUUUAUGGUUACGUUUCAAGUAUUACUGCUUCUUUGAUUUGGAGCCCAAGUACGAUGCUGUGAGGAUCAACCAGCUCUAUGAACAAGCCCGCUGGGCAGUGCUGCUGGAGGAGACGGAGUGCACUGAGGAAGAGAUGGUGGUGUUUGCUGCUCUGCAGUAUCGCAUCAAUGAGCUAUCCUUGAAUGCCAACCCUGCAGAGCCGUCUGGUGAUUCUGGCCUUGAUGACUUAGACAAGGCCCUCGCCAGCCUCGAGGUCAAGCUGGAAGGAUCAUCGUCAUCUUCCAAUGUUCUGGAAAGUCUCACAGCUAUCCCAGAGCUGAAGGAUUACCUCCGAAUAUUCAGGCCACGCAAGCUGACCCUGAAGGGUUACAAGCAGUACUGGGUGAUCUUCAAAGAGACCUCCAUCUCCUACUACAAGAGCUCUGAGGAAGCACUGGGAGAACCCAUACAACAGCUCAACCUCAAGGGCUGUGAAGUUGUACCAGAUGUCAAUAUCUCUGGCCAGAAGUUUUGCAUCAAGCUGUUGGUGCCUUCUCCAGACGGGAUGAGUGAAGUACACUUGCGUUGUACAGACGAGCAGCAAUAUGCCCGGUGGAUGGGUGGUUGCAGGCUGGCGGCGAAGGGCAAGACCAUGGCGGAUGCAUCAUACCAAGCCGAGGUGGAGAACAUCCUGUCCUUCCUGAAGCUCCAGAGGACCAACCCAGAGGCACCCUUAGCUGCAGAAGCUGAGGGGGCCCAGUGGCUUGUGUCCCCUCGUUACCAGAAGAAAUUCAAACCUAAGCAGUUAACUCCACGUAUCCUGGAGGCCUAUCAGAAUGUGGCCCAGCUCUCUCUUGCUGAUGCCAAAAUGAAAUUUAUCCAAGCCUGGCAGUCACUCCCAGAUUUUGGCAUCUCUUACUUUGUGGUCAGAUUUAAGGGCAGCCGGAAGGAUGAAAUCUUGGGCAUUGCCAACAACCGCUUGAUCCGUAUUGACCUGGCUGUUGGGGAUGUGGUGAAGACCUGGCGAUACAGCAACAUGCGACAGUGGAAUGUCAACUGGGAUAUCCGGCAGGUAGCCAUAGAGUUCGACGAACACAUUAAUGUGGCCUUCAGCUGCAUCUCUGCUGGUUGCAAGAUUGUGCACGAAUACAUUGGUGGCUACAUCUUCCUGUCCACACGCGCAGCCGACAGAGGCCAAACCUUGGAUGAAGAGCUCUUCCACAAGCUGACGGGUGGCCAUGAAGCCCUCUAAUCUUCUGCCACCAAGGCAUGACCCUUCCCUUGAACACAGUGCCCCAUGGCCUCCUUGAAGAACUGUUUGGCCACUGAUGGUGGGUAAAGCCCCUAACUGGAAUUUGGAUGCGGGGAGGACCUGUCUGAUACACAAGAAAACUCUUUCCCAAUACAAUUGGAAGAGUGGACUCUUAUGAAGGAGGAGGGUGGGAACAGGCAAGCGGAGUGGUCACAGCAGGGAAGGGGCGUCUCUUUCUAGGCUGUUUUUUGAAGGAGUCUCCUGGCACAAACCAUUAUUUACUCUUUCCAAAAUCUUGGAACCACUGUCACUCAUAAAACUUUCCCAGUUCUUGAUCUAGCUUUCAGAGCUAAUGGUUACAUCUGAGCUAGUUGGGUCAAGGUACUUUUAACUGUAUUUUAAUGCCGUGGAAUUUUAUACCAUUGGUGCAUUGACAGCAAGGAGACUGUAUCUGUUGCUUCUUCGUUUAUUUUUUACUUGCCAUGUGUGCAACAAUUAAAAAUGUUCUGUUUGGAAAUGUCCUCCUCUGUUUUUGUUGA
Messenger RNA from Sceloporus undulatus (fence lizard), 3976 nucleotides. RefSeq names its product FERM domain containing kindlin 3 (gene FERMT3). Gene Ontology annotation, cellular component: cell-substrate junction. Lineage: Eukaryota; Metazoa; Chordata; Lepidosauria; Squamata; Phrynosomatidae. Gene Ontology annotation, biological process: leukocyte cell-cell adhesion; cell-matrix adhesion; integrin activation. The transcript is spliced from 15 exons. Gene Ontology annotation, molecular function: integrin binding. The record is from RefSeq and is a predicted model, not a curated record. The coding region runs from base 1464 to 3437 and encodes 657 amino acids.